CUGUCAGAGUCGCAUUCAUGUACAAAAGCAGACUAAUAGCGAUCAAGCGCAAUGGAGUGCAAUAUCUUGUCACUAGGCAGCCAAAUUGAAUUCACUUGACAAACUUACUUAAGAACCACUAAGGUUUCGAAGUCCCCAAAGCAGUGUUCAAGAUCUCAUUUCCGAGCUUCCAAGUCUUCACUUUGGUUCAAAAGUCUCACAGAAGGCCAAUAAAAUGUCUCUCAAAUCCCUCAUCAUCGCGGCUCUCAGCCUAUCCCCAGCAGCCGUCCGAGCAACCUUCCCCUUCUUCAACUCAGGCGACCUCGCCGCGGCCAAUAAAUUCGACUACAUCCGCCAAGAACACAACGGCGUCGUCCAAACCGUCACAAACGUAGUCUACAAAGGCACCACCGCCCUCAAAAUGACACAGACCUACGACCCCUCCUACACGGGUCGCUACCACUCCGAAGUCGACGUCAACGACGGCUACACCCGCGGCCAAGACCGCUUCUACGGCUUUGCCUUCCGCCUCUCGGAGUCCUGGCAGUUUCAGCCGCAGUCGUACAAUAUCGCGCAGUUCAUCGCCAAUCGGCCGGGUGCGGGCUGUGGCGGGGAUGAUUGGAUGCCGUCGAGCAUGCUCUGGCUCGAGGGCGACCAGCUUACCUCGCGCAUCGUGAGUGGGCAGUAUCGGCAGCCGGAUUGCGGGCGGAGUAUUACGAAGUAUGGGAACUUGACGACGGUUGAGCGCGGGGUGUGGCAUCGGGUUGUGAUUCAGGCGAGUUGGCGGAGCGAUGCGACUGGGUUUUUUAAGAUUUGGUAUGAUGGGGUCAAGGUGUUGGAAAAGUAUAACGUUGCGACGACGGUGAAUGAUGAUAGUACUUUUCAGUUUCGUGUGGGGUUGUAUGCGAAUAGUUGGUAUGAUCAGGGUAAGUUGGAUGGGGAUCAGGGGUUCCGACAGGUGUGGUUUGAUGAGAUAGCUGUUGACUCGACUUACAAGGCGGUGGAUCCUAGUCAGUGAACUCUAGAGUGUGGACCUUAGGGGAACCAGUCGACCGACAUUGAAGGAGCAUAUUUUUGACUUGGGGCAUGCGAUAAGCUUACUUAGAAAGUGUGCUCAUGUCUUCAGUCAAUCAGUACAGUACUUGGUUGGAAGAGAUUCGAAUUUAGGUUUGUAAUUACACUUGUCCCAUACAAUCUCCGUAUGACAAGACCAGUCCGAUUUCCGGGAUAGCUAGGAACUUUGUGUUGCAGCUCCAGAAGAGUUUUCUCUAUUGUAAAAGUUAGGUCAUGCUUCAAUAGCAUGAAUUUGCGUAAACCGCUGCG
This is a messenger RNA of Colletotrichum acutatum, 1302 nucleotides long. Its product is annotated as endo-beta-1,4-Glucuronan lyase from fungus Trichoderma Reesei. Lineage: Eukaryota; Fungi; Ascomycota; Sordariomycetes; Glomerellales; Glomerellaceae. Bases 215 to 997 code for a protein of 260 amino acids. The record is from RefSeq and is a predicted model, not a curated record. The transcript has a single exon.